AUGGAUCACGAGGCAUCAAUGCUUUCAUUUUUUGCAAUGAGCUCUGAAGAUUUUGCUUCAGUGAAUAUACCUGCAUCUGUUUUCAGCAUCCUUAUGAACAUUUUUUUCAUCUACUGUAUGGUCUUUCAACAGCCAUCAAGUUGUGCAACUGUUAUUUACUUGUGGAAGCACCUGAAGAACAUGAAGGAGAGCAACACUCUCUCAUCUCCCCGAUUCCAGAGACAGAUAAGAAUGACCAUCAGAAGAUUCUUUAAGCAGUCAGGUGGAAUUAGUCUUCUGUUACAAGCAGUGGUGUGUCCAGACUAUUUCUGA
This is a messenger RNA of Pangasianodon hypophthalmus (striped catfish), 312 nucleotides long. RefSeq lists its product as uncharacterized. The coding region runs from base 1 to 312 and encodes 103 amino acids. Lineage: Eukaryota; Metazoa; Chordata; Actinopteri; Siluriformes; Pangasiidae. The record is from RefSeq and is a predicted model, not a curated record. The transcript is spliced from 3 exons.